AUGUGGCAGCUAUCGGACAAACGGGGCAAAGCACGGCUUUCUACUGUAUAUGAGCUACUCAACUCGCUUAAGAAGUGCCGACAGGAGCUACAGGAUUUGGAGACAGAAUUAGAGGCGAGAAAGACUCGUAACGCUAUGAGCUGCUGCCUACCACUAAAUUCAACUCCCGCAUGGAAGCACAUAGCUCGGCAUGCCCCCCAAACACCCGCACCAAGUUACUCCAUCAUAUACAAGGAUGGGCAAACAAUAAAACAACAAAUCUAUAUUCUGGUUAAACAGCGCAGCAGGCACAGGAAAGUCAACAAUUACUUAGGCAAGGGGGAGUACAGCAACGCCACGCAAUUCUUCAUCGCAAUUACCACACAUCUGGCUGUUCGUGUAUCAAACGGACAAAGAACGAUCAGCCGGAUGCAGCGAGGCAUGGACGAAUGCAGCAAGGCAUAG
Molecule: messenger RNA, 444 nt
Organism: Lindgomyces ingoldianus
Lineage: Eukaryota; Fungi; Ascomycota; Dothideomycetes; Pleosporales; Lindgomycetaceae
Exons: 4
Coding region: 1-444 (147 amino acids)
Source: RefSeq, a predicted model, not a curated record